Molecule: messenger RNA, 3354 nt
Organism: Hemicordylus capensis (graceful crag lizard)
Lineage: Eukaryota; Metazoa; Chordata; Lepidosauria; Squamata; Cordylidae
Gene: FXR2
Product: FMR1 autosomal homolog 2
Exons: 17
Coding region: 350-2386 (678 amino acids)
Biological process (GO): regulation of dendritic spine development; positive regulation of translation; DNA damage response
Cellular component (GO): membrane; axon; neuronal ribonucleoprotein granule
Molecular function (GO): mRNA 3'-UTR binding; translation regulator activity; protein homodimerization activity
Source: RefSeq, a predicted model, not a curated record
CGCUCUGUGAGGGGAGCCUCUCUCGCCCUCUCGCUCUCUGGGCGCCGGCCGCGGGUGGGGGAAGGGGAAGGGAGCCGCCGCCGCUGUUGCUGCAGCCGCCGCUGCCGGUGGAGAAGCGAGCGCACGCGCGCAUAGGCCAGAGCGGAGUGGGCCGGGCCGCGCCAGGCCGCGGCUGGGGCUGGUCACGGUGGCGGAGCCGGAGGAGGAGGCCGCGCCCCGCCCCGCCCCCAUCCCCCCACCGGCGGCGGCGGCGGCACAACCGCGAAGUGGUGGUGGCGGCGGCGGCGCUUCCUCCUGCUCUUCCCUGGCGGCCGCCGCCGCCGCCUCCUCCUCCUCCUCGGCGGGGCCGAUGGAAGGCUUGCCCGUGGAAGUGCGGGGCUCCAACGGGGCCUUCUACAAGGGUUUUGUUAAAGAUGUUCAUGAAGAUUCGGUCACGAUAUCCUUCGAGAACAACUGGCAGCCCGAAAGGCAAAUCCCCUUUGGUGAUGUGCGGCUGCCCCCACCCACAGACUACAGCAAGGAGAUUUCAGAAGGGGAUGAGGUGGAGGUGUAUUCCCGAGCCAAUGAGCACGAGCCGUGUGGCUGGUGGCUGGCCAGAGUCCGCAUGAUGAAAGGCGACUUCUAUGUCAUAGAGUACGCUGCUUGUGACGCCAUCUACAAUGAAAUCGUCACACUGGAGCGGCUGCGGCCCGUCAACCCCAGCAAAGUGGCGAACAAGUGCAGCUUCUUCAAAUUCACCAUCGCAGUCCCAGAGGACCUCAAGGAAGCCUGCUCGAAUGAAAAUGUACAUAAAGAAUUCAAGAAGGCGGUGGGCGCAAACUGCAUCUUCCUCAGUUCUACUAGCAACGAACUCAUCAUCCUUUCCACAAAUGAAUCUACCGUCAAGCGGGCCUCUCUGCUGGGUGACAUGCACCUGCGCAGCAUCCGCACCAAGCUGAUGCUGAUGUCCCGGAACGAAGAGGCCAACAAGCACUUGGAGACAAGCAAGCAGCUGGCCUCGGCGUUCCAGGAGGAGUUCACGGUGCGUGAAGACCUCAUGGGCCUGGCUAUCGGCACCCACGGGGCCAACAUCCAGCAGGCCCGCAAAGUGCUGGGGGUUACUGCCAUUGAGUUGGACGAGGAGACCUGCACUUUCCGUAUUUAUGGGGAGACCCCAGAAGCCUGCAAGCAGGCCAGGAGCUUCCUGGAGUUCUCCGAAGACUCCGUUCAAGUCCCUCGGAACUUGGUUGGGAAGGUGAUUGGCAAGAAUGGCAAAGUCAUCCAGGAGAUUGUGGACAAAUCUGGCGUGGUCCGGGUGCGGGUGGAAGGUGAUAACGACAAGAAGAACCCCAGGGAAGAGGGGAUGGUGCCUUUCAUCUUCGUGGGGACGCGGGAGAACAUCAGCAAUGCUCAGGCACUGCUGGAGUACCAUCUCUCCUACCUUCAGGAGGUGGAGCAGCUGCGCAUGGAGCGGCUGCUGAUCGACGAGCAGCUGCGCCAGAUCGGGCUGGGCUUCCGCCCCCUCUCCAGCCGGUCUGACAAGGAGCGGGGCGGCUACACCACUGACGAGAGCGUCUCCUCCCUGCACGGCACGCGGACCUACGGGGGCAGCUACGGCGGGCGAGGCCGUGGGCGCAGGGGACCCAACUCUGGCUAUGCUACCAACUCUGACGUGUCGAAUGCCUCCGAGACAGAAUCCGAAAAGAGAGAUGACUUUGAGUGCCCGCAGCCCAGUGACCGCGACCCGCGCCCGGAGGACAGCCGCAGGCGGUCAGGGGUGGGCCGUGGGCGGGGCCCGGCUCCAGUGUCUCGUGGCGGUGGCGGCAGCAGCAAGUACAGCAACUCCUCCAUCAGUUCAGUGUUGAAAGACCCGGAUAGCAACCCCUACAGUCUUCUGGACAACACCGAAACAGACCAGACCGCUGACACGGAUGCCAGUGAGUCCCAGCCAGUCAGCAACCGCCGGCGCCGGUCCCGCCGCCGCCGCACAGACGAGGACGCCACCAUGAUGGACGGGGCCCUGGAGUCGGACAGCACGUCUGUGAAUGAGAAUGGUGUCGAGGAAGAAUCUAAGCCUCAGAGACGCAAUCGCAGUAGGCGUCGGCGUAACCGUGGCAACCGUGUGGACGGCUCCAUCAGUCGGGACCGCCAGCCAGUCACCGUAGCAGACUACAUUUCCCGGGCAGAGUCUCAAAGCCGCCAGCGCCCCCCGCACAAAGAGAGCCGGGAGAAAUCCGCUGAGGGCAACACACCGAAGCAGAAGGGCGAGCCAAACAGCAAGGUGGUCAAUGGCCCUUCGGAGAAUGGGGAGCAUGCUGCUGCCGCCGCCACCGCUGCUGCUGCCGCUGCCGCCACCACCACAGGGGGCGAGGAGGUGGCUGCCACCUUGGUGAAUGGGGUGUCCUAAGCGCCCUCCAGUCGCAGGCAGCCGAUCCUUCCUCUCAACGAACCGAACCGAUCCCUACUUUUCACCUGCUUGCAACAUCUUAAGAGAAACGAAAUAAACACCGCACCGAUCUCUUGUUUAAGAACAAAACCAUUCUUUAAAACAAAACCCACCCAAUCCCCAGGUAAUUCUCUAAUACUUGUUAAAAGCUUGCCAAAGAUGGGGAAACUCUUUUGACCACGGCUCUUACCACAUCCUGGUGAAGCUUCAGUGAGGGCAGCUGGCCAGCGCAGUCCAUCCCUUUUCCUUUUUCCCUGCCCUCUCGUGAGCGGCAAGACGGGGGCUUCUGAUGCUACCUGAGCUCGUCCCCCUCUUCCGGCAGGCGUGAAGCGUGGGGAGGAAAACUGUGACUUCACACGCAUCUGUUCUUGGUGACUUAAACGUUUUUUUGUGUUUGAAACAAAUGAGAGGAAAAUAAAUAACCGGCUAUUCAAACUAGAGAGAGGAGAGGGGGAGAGAAACCUGUGCCUUCUGAGGAUGCACACACACACUCAAAAAAUAGUGCAGAAUGCUCUUAGGUUUUCCUUUAUUCUUCGACUAGUUAAAAAUCGAAGGCAAGGAUUCAGUUGUGUCAAAGAGAGAGAGGAGAGCUGGCCCCCCAAGUGCAGAGGGUUCUGUGGCUGUUCAGAUUAACCCCCUCUCCCCUGGGGUGGGCAAGGCACCAUCAGGAAAGGAGCAGGCAUGGAACAUGGAUUCUGGGCCAUCUCAGAGUUCUCUCCCCCCCCCCCAUUAAACACUGUGGAAGACAAGAGAGUGAGUCGACAGGCUUAGGACCAUCUGACGUGGCUGCCUCCAGUUUGUGUGUUUGUGCGUUGGGGGAAGGGGGAUUUGAUCUGAUCUGUGAUGGUUGAGACUAUUUAUUUUUCACUGUACAGUAUUUAAAAGAGAAUAAAAACCCAACUCUUGAAAAAAAAAAGAACCACCCACCA